AAUGACAUUUAUUUGAUUUCUUGACAUUUUAACACGUUUUUUUUGUGUGUGUGUGUUUGAAAAAUUUUGUAGUUCUUCUAUUGAUAUCAAAAUGGUCAAAAUUAAGAAAGAAAAGGCGAAAAAGACUAAAAAAGUGUCCAAAACGACUAUCACUAUCGAAAAUCCUGUGAUUGGUGCAUCCAUAGAAGAAACUAACCUCAAAACACCAUCAGCUCAAACAUCAGUCACAUCUACUAGCUCAGGUACACUUGCAUUGGAUAAAACUAAACAGAAAAAAGUAGCAAGAGAGUCAAAACGCAUUAAAAAAGGCAUCAAGGAUGGUUCAAUAACUGUGACUGUGAAUCACAAAGAAAAAAAACAAAAACUGGAAGAAGGUCGUGGCUUAAUUUAUAUCGGGCACAUUCCUCAUGGUUUUUAUGAAGAGGAAAUGAAAAACUACUUUAAACAAUUUGGAAAAGUUACAAAUGUUAAAGUUUGUAGAUCCAGAGUCAGUGGCAAUAGCAAAGGAUACGGAUAUGUGGAAUUUGACCAUCCUGAAGUAGCCAAAAUUGCAGCUGAUACUAUGGAUAAUUAUGUUAUGUUUAAAAAGAGGGUAGUCACCGAAUAUGUACCUUAUGAAAAACGCCCAAAAGGCCUUUUCCAUGGAACUAGUAGCACCCUAAAACAUACUUCAGUCCGGACAAGACAAGGCAAAGAAAAACAUUCUAAAAAUAAAAUUCAAGACUCCAAAACUGUCAUCAAAAAAGCUAAAAAAAGCUUAGGCAGAUUUAAUGCUAAAGUUAAAAAAUUGAAAAGUCUUGGCAUUCAAUGUAAAGUGAGUCCUUUACAUUCAAAUGACGAGAUUAUUAGUAAAAUAAAAGUUGAACCAAAGUCAAAGAUGAGCCUGCGUUCGAGUGCCAAUUUAGUUUUAAAUCCAAACAUGAAAAAAUCAAAAUCCAAAAAAUCAUUGGAAACAUCACCUUCAUCUGCUAAAGCAUUAACCAAAUCCAAAUCAUCAAACAAGGCCGUAUUAGCUAAGUCAUUGGAUUCAGUAAAAACUCUACUUAAAAACACGAAUUUAGUUGAUUUGAAGGAACAACGGACGCAAACUCAAAAAUUGAGAUCUAAAACAAAAAAAGUUGCUAAAGGAGGAAUUACCAAAGUAAAAAAGGAAAAGAAGCCUUUAGAUCUCAAUAAGGAUGUCCUCAAGAAGAUUGCCAGGGAACUGAUAAGAGUACAAGGGACUCCACUUGUACAAACUAAAUCUGUGAGAAUUGGCAAGAAAAAGUGACUUGUAAAUGUUUAAUUUCAAUAAAAAUUCGUUUUUAAUGGGUAAGGAGUUGGUAUUAUGUUUUUUUUUUUUUUCAUGGAAAAAUGAAAUUGCAAUACAUUUUUAUUCAAAUUUCAAAAUUUUAUUAACGCAAUUAAAG
Ceutorhynchus assimilis (cabbage seed weevil) is the source of this 1409-nucleotide messenger RNA. NCBI's taxonomy places the organism in Eukaryota, Metazoa, Arthropoda, Insecta, Coleoptera, Curculionidae. The record is from the annotation of a GenBank genome assembly.